AUGUCGUCAAAACCUCUUAGCCUUGAAACACUGACAAAACUGCGGAAGAACUUCUAUGCAGAUCCUAAGAAUGAGUUGGCCCAGAAUGCUUGCACUCGCUUUGAUCCGUUUGAAGUUGCAAUUAGUAGAAAGAAGGCUGAUAGUACAUUGCAUGUAUAUAACAUAAAAGUUGAGUCUGAAGGUAAGCCAGUGACUAAUCAAGAGAACACUGGUCGGUGUUGGCUUUUUGCCGCACUUAAUGUGAUGCGACUACCUUUCAUGAAGAAAUAUGGUAUUGAAGAGUUUGAGUUCUCUCAGAGUUACCUAUUUUUCUGGGACAAGAUUGAGCGUUCACACUACUGGCUAAAUAACAUAGUGGAGACCGCUAAGCAAGGAGAAGAAUUGCAGGGGCGUCUUGUCAACUUCCUUUUGAAGGAUCCCAUCAACGACGGUGGGCAAUGGGACAUGAUCGUCAACUUAGUGAACAAAUAUGGCCUGGUACCCAAGAAGUGCUACCCCGAGUCCUUCAGCUCUCGUCGGAGUUUACAUAUGAACGCGCUUAUCAAAACCAAGUUACGUGAGUUCGCGAAGGAGCUGAGAGACAAGGUCGCUGCCAAAGCCUCUGAUGAAGAAAUACAGAGCACAAUAAACGCCCAAGUCGCUAUCAUAUACCAAAUUGUCGCCACUUGUCUAGGUACUCCCCCAGAAAAGUUUACAUUCGAGUUCUAUAAUAAAGAGAAGGCCUACAACAACUUCGGCCCUCUCACACCUCAAGAGUUCUACAACAAACAUGUCCGUCCCUUAUUCAACGUAGAUGACAAGGUGUGCUUGGUGAGCGACCCGCGAGAGUCGAAUCCAUUCGGGAACCUUUACACGCUACAGUGCCUCGGCAACGUUGUUGGGGGUAGGCAGACUACAUACAACAACCAACCCAUCGAUAUCCUAUUGAAGGUGGUAAAAGAUAGCAUACAAGGGGGCGAAGCGGUCUGGUUUGGCUGCGAAGUCUCAAAGAGGUUUGAACGCAAGAAUGGUCUUGAAGAUUUAGACGCACAAGACUACAAGCUCGUGUUCAACACGGAAGUGCAGAUCGGACUAAACAAAGCCGACAGGCUCCUAUAUGGUGAUUCUUGUAUGACGCACGCCAUGGUGUUCACGGCUGUUGGGACAGACGAACAAGGCAACCCGCUAAAAUUCCGAGUGGAGAACUCCUACAGUGACAAGGAAUAUGAUAAAGGCUAUCUCCUUCUCACAGCGCCAUGGUUCAAGGAGUUUGUGUUUGAGGUCGUGGUUGAUAAGAAAUAUGUACCCGAAGAAGUGAUGCAAGUUUUUAAACAGAAAGCCAAAGUGUUGCCAGCCUGGGACCCUAUGGGUACUUUAGCCUGUCCAGUGUGUUGUAAAGAAUAG
Molecule: messenger RNA, 1383 nt
Organism: Parnassius apollo (apollo)
Lineage: Eukaryota; Metazoa; Arthropoda; Insecta; Lepidoptera; Papilionidae
Source: the annotation of a GenBank genome assembly